AGAUGGACGAGAAUAUAGGAUGCAGUGAGGUAGAAACUUCUUCUGGAUGUUCGGACGACUUUGAUAAUUCAAAAACUAUUUCUCCAAGCUCAACUGAUAUAGAGCAUUUUCCUAAAUCGACAAGUGACUGGGAUUCUCAUUUUGUUGAUAAACUUGGGGUUCGUUAUAAACAAGAAGAUAUCUUUAGAAUAAUCCUAUUUGAAUGGUCUUUGUUUCAUUUGCACAAAGAAGACCAUUUAGAAGUUGAGCGAUGUUUAAGUGCCUGCAACUUGAAGUUGAAUUACGACUCUCUAGAGACUUUGCCACCAAACACUACUACCCCGAUUGAAAAGUUUGCCAGUGGAUGGGAACCAAGUUCUCAACAGUUGAGGGUCAUCCAGACGGAACCUUUGCUAAAAAGGUUUUUAUUCAAACUGGAUGAAUUCAACUUCUGCUUAGCUCAAAUAAUUUCAAAAAAUAAGCCCAGCACAUCAAUAUCAGAAUGGAAAUACCAAUCCUUGUUUGAAAAGUUGCUGCAGUUAUUUGGUAUUUAUACUUGUACCCAGCCAUUCAUUAGUACAAAAAAGGCACAGAUCAUGGGAAGAACUGUGACAUCUAAGGCUGAUGUUAUCUGUUAUAGAAAAGAUCCUGCAUUAGAAGGGCCAGUGCUCUGUGUUUGUGAGGUCAAGAAAACUCUAGCUGAGGAAGCUGAUGAAUUAAGUCCACCUAGGAAAAAACUUCGAGCUACAUCUUCUAAAGAAGUUACAGAUACUUACAUUGGGGACCAGUCUUUAUGGUCACAGCAUAUUGGAGAACUUUUUGUAUACAUGGACGAGUCGCCAAGAAAUGAAGGAAUUCUUGGCUUUACCAUUGAGAAGACAUGGGUUAGAGUUACUUUUCUUGAAGUUAAAGAACCAAGUUUGGAGAAAAUUCGAAAUAGACCUGGAAAUAGACCUGGAUCUGUAGAACUGAAUGAGGGUGAACACCCCAUUUUUUACUACAGUAAGCGCUUUAACUUUUUACAGCAGGAUGAUAGGAAGACUCUGUUCAAGGCUCUUCUGCUUAUGAAAAUAAUGCAGGAUAGAUUUGAGGCUGGUAGAGAUGCUGCCAGAAGUUAAUUGUUCAUGAAUGCAGAGUAGUUCAAAGGAUUUACUUGUGAUUUCAGUCAACUGAAGCAUCAUGAGAGCUUGUCUGAAUUUCUAUUCAGUGUAACUUUUUUAUGAAGAAUGCAUAAAAAGCUGUAUUUUAUGCCUGAGUAUUUCUGUGUUUAUGUACAACAUUAAGACUGUUUAAGCCCUAUUUUGAGGUUAAUAUAAAUCAGAUGUACAUGAA
Messenger RNA from Saccostrea echinata, 1311 nucleotides. RefSeq lists its product as uncharacterized. The record is from RefSeq and is a predicted model, not a curated record. Bases 3 to 1097 code for a protein of 364 amino acids. The transcript is spliced from 6 exons. NCBI's taxonomy places the organism in Eukaryota, Metazoa, Mollusca, Bivalvia, Ostreida, Ostreidae.